This is a messenger RNA of Nerophis lumbriciformis (worm pipefish), 342 nucleotides long. The record is from RefSeq and is a predicted model, not a curated record. Lineage: Eukaryota; Metazoa; Chordata; Actinopteri; Syngnathiformes; Syngnathidae.
AUGUCGGCUUCAGUUGUAUCGGUAAUUUCUCGGUUUCUUGAAGAAUACUCCACUACGACUUCCAAUAAGUUAAAAGUGGUAGAUGCAUAUUUGUUGUACAUCAUGCUGACGGGAGCGCUGCAGUUUCUUUACUGUCUGCUCGUUGGAACGUUCCCUUUCAACAGCUUUCUUUCUGGCUUUAUCUCUUGUGUCGGCUCUUUCAUUCUAGCAGUGUGUCUUCGUAUCCAGAUCAAUCCACAGAACAAAGGAGACUUCCUGUCAAUCUCACCAGAGAGAGCCUUUGCUGACUUUCUGUUCGCUCACACCGUCCUGCAUCUAGUUGUCAUGAACUUCAUUGGUUGA